Messenger RNA from Gongylonema pulchrum, 833 nucleotides. Lineage: Eukaryota; Metazoa; Nematoda; Chromadorea; Rhabditida; Gongylonematidae. The record is from the annotation of a GenBank genome assembly.
AUGAAUGCAGCACGACAUGCACGCUAUCCAAGAGCCAAGCCGCUUGGCCAAAGCGAUUUGCCAACACUUUGUGCUUUCACUUCCGAGGAUAGUCAUUACUCGAUCAAAGGAGCGGCUGCGGUAAUGGGCAUCGGUACGGAUAAUUGCUUCAAUAUCCCAGUGGAUCCAGCUGGACGUAUGAUACCGGAAGCGCUGGAACAGCGCAUUGUGAAGUGUAAAAGAGACGGUCUGGAGCCAUUUUUUGUAUGUGCAACAGCUGGCACAACAGUUUAUGGCGCAUGGGAUCCAAUUCCUCAAAUAGCUGAUAUUUGCGAUCGACAUAAAUUGUGGCUUCACGUUGACCUGCGCGGCAUUGAAAGAGCUAACUCGGUGAUCUGGAAUCCUCACAAGCUGAUGGGUGCAUUGCUGCAGUGUAGUGCUUGCUUCAUCAAACAAGAGGGCCUCUUGUUCCAAACGAAUCAAAUGUCUGCGGAUUACUUAUUUCAACAGGAUAAACCGUACGAUGUGAGUUAUGAUACGGGCGAUAAAGCGAUGCAGUGCGGUCGACACAAUGACAUUUUCAAAUUCUGGCUCAUGUGGCGAUCCAAGGGAAUGGAAGGAUAUCGUCGACAGAUCAACAAGCUGAUGGAUUUGGCAGCAUACUUUACCGCACGAAUUCGAGACACCGAGGGAUAUGAGUUGGUUGUGGAUCCUCCCGAGUUUCUGAAUAUUUGCUUCUGGUACAUUCCACCAGCUCUUCGGAAUCUUGAGGAAGCCGAACGCAAUGCACGCUUGGAAAAGGUUUGUUCUGCUUCAGUGUGUGUUGCACGAGUAUAUCUGAUAUUAAAAUGAAU